AUGGUCCAUGAGAAAGAAGUUCAGUACCCGACACCAUGCUCUUUGCUCUUCCGCGACGAGGCGCAGCGCUGGCAGGCCGUGCAGGACAGGGACGCCGCCGCCGACGGGUUGUUUGUCUACGCCGUCAAGACGACCAAGAUCUACUGCCGGCCCAUCUGCAAGGCGCGACUGGCACGGCGGGCCAACGUGUCCUUUUACGACACCGGCCGCGAGGCCCAGGACGCUGGCUUCCGCGCGUGCAAGCGGUGCAAGCCGGAGCUGGCGGGCUGCAUGCCCGAGGAACUGGCCGUGCGCAAGAUCCGUGCCUUUGUCGAAGAGCAGCGACGAGGCACAAAGACCGGCGCGGCGGACUCGCGACUGAGCCUGAGCCAGAUGGCCCGCCAGACGGGCCUCUCCAAGUGGCACUUUCACAGGGUCUUUAAGCGUUGCGUGGGCGCCACGCCGAGCGAGUUCCUGCGCAGCGGCGGCAGCAGAGCGGUGCCCUCGUCGACAUCCCAGUCACCGCCCACCACCACCACCAGCGGGACCCUGUCGCCAUGGACGGACUCGGAUUUGGACGUCGGCCUUGGCUGGUCUCCGCCGAGGAACGAGAUGGAUGGCCAGCACGACAUUAUGGACUUUGCCUUGUUUGAUGUGGAGUCGGCACUGAUGCCGUUGGUGAGCGAGAGUGGCUUCGUUGGCUGGGACGAUGCCAGCAUGUCUUUUGAUGAUUUUCUCAUUUGGCCAGAGGAGAAUUGCACAAAAAUCAUGAAAUGA
This is a messenger RNA of Akanthomyces muscarius, 756 nucleotides long. RefSeq lists its product as uncharacterized. Gene Ontology annotation, biological process: regulation of DNA-templated transcription; DNA repair. Gene Ontology annotation, molecular function: DNA-binding transcription factor activity; methyltransferase activity; zinc ion binding. Bases 1 to 756 code for a protein of 251 amino acids. Lineage: Eukaryota; Fungi; Ascomycota; Sordariomycetes; Hypocreales; Cordycipitaceae. The transcript has a single exon. The record is from RefSeq and is a predicted model, not a curated record.